AGCUCUUUUAGAGCACAAUUUGUUGGCGGCACCACACCUAAUAGCUCGCAGUUUAGAAAAUGGAAAAAACAGAUGUUGUGGGGUUCAGCUGUAGGGCUGCUGUCUUGUAAAAGCACGGCAAAUUCAAAAGUAUUUCAGGAAGCUGUUCCUUGGUUCCAGGACGGCAUCAUGGGACACAUAAUACGGUAAUAAGAUCCCGAACACGAGCGGUACGGGGAGUUUUUAUAAAAUUGGGUGGUACCCAAUAUGCUGCAAUUUUGAGAAAAAGCUGUGGCUUUCCGUGAAUAGUUGAUGGAAGAUUGUUCUCAUGCCUCUGUUUUGAAAGAAUGGUUUCUUAUCCAUUUGAAUGCUUAAAAAAUGGGAUUUGGUUGAAGAUAAUAGGAAUCCGUGUUGACCCUUUUUGGCCUAUAAAUCCACCAGUUUAGAGGAUCAGAUUAACAUCAAGAACCAACAAAGAAGAGUUCCGGCAAUCGAGAAUUCCUGAGAAAAUAGAGCAACAUGGGAGGAACCGAAGAGGAGAAGCACCAGAAGGAGGAGAAGCACGAGAAGGAAGAGAAGAACGAGAAGAAGGAGGAAGACAAGGCCAAGGAGAAGAAGAAGGACAAGAAGUGUAAGGAUGAGGAGGCCGGCGAGAAGAAGAAGAAGGAGAAGAAGAACCCCGAAGACAAGAGGGACCCGCAGAAGCUCAAGCUUAAGCUCGAGAAGCUCGAUGCCAAGAUGCAGGCUCUCGUUACCAAGAGGGAGGAGAUCCUUAAGCUCCUCCACGAGGCUGAGCAGAUUGCCAAGGACUCCGUGACCACUCAGCCGGCGGCUGCCACCUCGUCCUGAGCAUUUGAUCUGAAACCUGAAACACGACGGUUCAUAAUCCUGUCCAUAAGUUUAACGUUAUCUUAAAGUUAGUUUAGCUUGUGAUUGGUUUCUGCAGAUAAAAUGCAGAUACCUCACAUAAUAUGGCAAAUGAUUUUACCAUAAAUUCAAGAGAUGCAAAUGGAGAGAUCUUGAGUUUCAUUGAUCAAAGUAUGAACCGGUAAAAAUUUUGGAGUGA
Messenger RNA from Punica granatum (pomegranate), 1045 nucleotides. The record is from RefSeq and is a predicted model, not a curated record. NCBI's taxonomy places the organism in Eukaryota, Viridiplantae, Streptophyta, Magnoliopsida, Myrtales, Lythraceae.